ACUCCUUUUAAUUUUGGCAUGAAUCAUAGAACACCACCCUACCCUGCUGGGGACUAUUGUCUUCUGUGCAGAAGCGAACGGAAAGACUCUGCCUUCUCGGAGAGUGGGCUCAAGGCUGCGAGCAAAUUGGCCCUUUCCAUGGCUCCCAAGGGCAACAGCGUGCUGCACCUGCCGCUGUGGGUGUGCCCGGACUGCCGGCGGACUGUGGAGAGGGAGGAGCGGCACGGCAGCCUGGACCAGCCAGCGCAGGGCCAAGACUUCCUUCUGCACUCCCCCCUGGGUUCACAGCCGGAGGCCGGCGGUGGCAGUGGGAGGCUGGCCCUGGGCGCUCAGCCGCUGUCCCCGGCCGGGCUGGGCGCGGGCCCCUCAGAUGCGGCAUGUGCCUGCGAGGCCUGCAGCGAGCGCAGGGACAUUUCGGCGGAGACGGAGCGGGAGCCUCAGCAGCUGCAGAACUGCUGGUCAGAAGUGCGCUACAUGGUCCGCUGCAUUUACCGCCAGGCGGGGACCCCGCUGGCAGAUGACCAGGACCAGUCUCUGGUGCCCGACAAGGAGGGGGUGAAGGAGCUCGUGGAUAGGCUCUGUGAGAGGGACCCCUACCAGCUGUACCAGCGGCUGGAACAGCAGGCCCGAGAGUACGUGCUGGAGAUGAAGGUCCGGCUCCUCCGGCAGCUGUCGGCUGCAUCCAAAGUGAAGUCGCCAUCCGCCCUGCAGGGACCCCCACAGGCGCACCAGUUCAUCUCCCUUCUCCUUGAGGAGUAUGGCGCCCUGUGCCAGGCGGCCCGCACCAUCAGCACCUUCCUCGGCACCCUGGAAAACGAACACUUGAAGAAGUUCCAGGUGACGUGGGAACUGCAUAAUAAACACCUCUUUGAAGACCUGGUCUUCUCGGAGCCGCUUCUCCAGAGCAGCUUGCCAGCACUCGUGUCGCAAAUCAGGCUGGGAACCACGACCCACGACACCUGCAGCGAGGACGCGUACAGCACCUUGCUGCAGCGCUACCAGCACUCUGAGGAGGAGCUGCGCGGCGUGGCCGAGGAGUGGCUGGAGUGCCAGAAGAGGAUCGACGCCUAUGUGGACGAGCAGAUGACACUGAAAACCAAACAGCGCGUGCUAACGGAAGACUGGGAGCUUUUUAAACAGAGGCGAUUCGUGGAAGAUCAGUUAGCGAACAAAAAAGCCGCCCCUGGUGAGAACAGCUUCACGGACACUGUGAGGCACGUGCUGUCGUCGCGGCUGAGCAUGCCCGACUGCCCCAACUGCAGCUACAGGAGGAGGUGUGCUUGUGAUGACUGCAGCCUGUCACACAUCCUCACUUGUGGCAUCGUGGAUCCCCCCGUCCCUGGCGACAUCCACAUUCACCAGCUGCCACUCCAGGUGGACUCUGCCCCCGACCGUCUCUCUGAGAUGCGCCCACCGAGCGCGUCGUCGGCAAGCUCAGGGUCAGGCUCCAGCUCUCCCCUUGCAGCCCAGCAGCACCCCAGACUCAUCCUCACAGACAACGGCUCGGCACCGACUUUUUGUAGUGACGAUGAAGAUGUCGCCCCGUUGUCCGCUAAGUUUGCUGACAUCUAUCCGUUGAGUAACUAUGACGACACGGAGGUGGUGGCCAGCAUGAAUGGAAUCCACAGCGAAUUGAACGGUGGCGGGGAAAACCUGGCGCUGAAAGAGGAGUCCCCUCAGGUAAGCAGUACCAGCAGUAGCUCUUCAGAAGCUGACGAUGAAGAGGCGGCCGGCGAGAGCAGUGGGGAGCCGCCAGGAGCCCCGAAGGAGGACACGGCCCCAGGAAACGGGAACCCCGGGAAAGAGGAAAGUAAAGUGGACAGUCCACCCCCAUCUUACCCCGCCCAGCAGGCUGAACCAGCUCCAAACACUUGUGAAUGUCACGUUUGUAAACAAGAAGCGUCUGGAUUGACGGCAUCAGCCAUGACUGCGGGGGCCCUCCCUCCUGGCCACCAGUUCCUGAGCCCCGAGAAGCCCACACACCCUGCUCUGCAUCUUUACCCGCACAUCCACGGACACGUGCCCUUGCACGCCGUCCCACACCUGCCACGCCCUCUUAUUCACCCCACCUUGUACACGGCACCCCCCUUCACACACAGUAAGGCUUUACCGCCAGCACCUGUUCAGAAUCACACAAAUAAGCAUCAGGUAUUCAGUGCAUCUCUUCAAGACCAUAUUUACCCGAGCUGUUUUGGGAGUGCUCCAGAGUGGAAUAGUUCUAAAUUUAUAAGUCUUUGGGGAUCAGAAGUGAUGAAUGAUAAGAACUGGAACCCUGGCGCGUUCUUGCCAGAUACAGUUUCUGGGAGUGAUAUGUUAGGGCCAGCACUCUCAGAAACAAGACCUGAAGCCCUUCCACCUCCAUCUAGUGGUGAAACACCUGCAGUUUCCGAGAGUAAGGAGAAAAAAAAUGCUGCAAAAAAGAAGUGUUUGUACAAUUUCCAAGAUGCUUUUAUGGAAGCGAACAAAGUUGUGAUGGCCACCUCGUCAGCCACCUCCUCCGUGUCCUGCACGGCCACCACGGUGCAGUCCAGCAACAGCCAGUUCAAGGUGUCAUCCAAGAGACCGCCUUCCCUAGGUGAGGUCUUCCACGGCGUCAACAAGGAGGACCACAGGCACGGGGUGCCAGCCGCCCCCAGGAACAGCCCCACCGGUUUGGCACCGCUGCCCGCUCUCACCCCCGCCGCCCUCCCGCCAGCCUCCACGCCUCACCUUGCAAAUCUUGCAGCCCCAUCCUUCCCCAAAACUGCCACCACCUCUCCCGGGUUUGUGGAUUCGCGCAAGAGCUUCUGUCCUGCUCCUGUGGCACCCCCGCCCCCCACCACAGACAGCUCCAUGAGCGCACCUCCCAGCGUCUGCAGUGACCCCGACUGCGAGGGGCACCGCUGCGAGAACGGUGUCUACGACCCGCAGCAGGACGACGGGGACGAGAGCGCGGACGAGGACAGCUGCUCCGAGCACAGCUCCAGCACCUCGACCUCCACCAACCAGAAGGAGGGCAAGUACUGCGACUGCUGCUACUGUGAGUUCUUCGGGCACGGCGGGCCUCCAGCUGCACCAACCAGUAGAAAUUACGCAGAAAUGAGGGAGAAGCUUCGUUUACGGCUGACCAAGAGGAAGGAAGAGCAACCCAAAAAAGCGGACCAGCUCUCGGACAGGGAGAGCGUGGUCGACCACCGGCGUGUGGAGGACCUGCUGCGGUUCAUCAACAGCUCGGAGCCCAAGCCGGCCAGCAGCAGCCGGGCGGCCAAGCGCGCGCGGCACAAGCAGAGGAAGCUGGAGGAGAAGGCGCGCCUUGAGGCAGAGGCCCGGGCCCGGGAGCACCUGCACCUGCGGGAGGAGCGGCGGCGGCGGGAGGAGGAGGAGGAGCGGCUCCAGGAGGAGUUUCAGCGGCUCCAGGAGCUUCAGAAGCUGAGAGCCGCGAAGAAGAAGAAGAAGGAGAGGCCGAGUAAGGACUACCCCAAGCUGGACAUGCUUGCUGGAGGUCUCCAGGCCGCCGCGGAGCCCGUGCCCUCCUCUGAGAGCAUCCUCAACGGCUCCCUGGAGCCGCCCGAAGACCCAGAGACCUCAUCCCACUCCCCCUCCAGACACGCGGACCACACAGAGCCCAGGCCAGGGCCGGGGGCCGGCGGGGACACCAGCGACCCCGCCGACGCCAGGGACUCCAAGCUCCUCCUCCCGAAGGAGGCCAGCGGGAAGCGGCAGGAGCCUCUGUCCUUCCUGCUCGACGUGAUGCAUCAGCACAGAGAGGGGCCCGGCAGACAGAAGCUGAAGCAGGCCAGCAAGGCCCCUGGCGAGCCGGCCAGGAAGGCCCUGGAGCCCCCCAGGGCCUUGGAGCCCCCGCCCAGGCCCCGGCCCCAGGCCGAGUCCAAGGCUAAAGUGCUGGACCUGGCCCCGCUGGCGGAGCAGAAGAGGGAGGAGAGGAAAGCCAACAGCAACAACAACAACAGGAAGCAGCUGAACCACGUCAGGGAGGGGAAGUCCAGCCCCAGCCCCGCUGAGCCCGCUGCCCCCACCGAGCACUCGCCGGGCGGCAAGCCGGUGCCCGCAGACUCCCCGCAGCCCAAGGGCAAGAGCAAGAAGAACAAGAAGAAGAAGGGAGACAGAGCCAGCAGCUCAAUCGAUGAUGUCUUUCUGCCCAAAGACAUCGACCUGGACAGCGUGGAUAUGGAUGAGACGGAGCGGGAGGUGGAGUAUUUCAAAAGGACCUCGUGUACAAUAUGGGAUUGCAGCGAGGAGCGUGAACACUUUGCCUUGAUGAGAACCACAACGAGGACAGCGGUCAGCACUCCACCGUCAGGAUAUCCACUCUACCCCUAAAAUGCGGCCUUUUGAGGGUCUGAGAGGAGAAUCCAGGCGUUUAGCAGCCACUCUGACCUCCCGGGACUCGGCUUCGAGCCGUCCCCCGGCAGUGCGCAGCCGUGGGGAGCCCUGCUCUGCUCGGCCUGCUUUCCAGCUGCUGUUCUCGCCCCAGAAUUUUCAGUCUUACUCCAAACCUGCGCGACUGGAGGCCGGCCACGGAUAUGAGGGCGGCCUUCCUGCGGCUCCCUUCUCUCCGAUGCUCCCAGCUAUUUCCAGUGCCGAGGGUUCUGCAAACUCCUCCAGCUCCUCAGGGCAGUGAGACGGAGGCUUUCUGUGGCAGUGAUAGCACCUCACAACACAGCCUGAUCGCUUCCAGUUGGUUUCCUGGCAAGACGGGUGCUCGGGGAAUCCCACAGAGGAGGGGACACCCGAACUGCAGCUGGAGGAGGCUGGAGUAAACGGAAAGGCUGCGAGAGCGGUGCAGGCCGAGGCAGCAGGUGCUCCCAGCGUUAGCCCUUCAUGCUGACUCCACACAGGACGUGCAGACCGUGCAGCGACGAACGUGCGCUUGGGAGCCAGCUUUGUCACCUAGCUACUGUGUGACUUUGGGCAAGUGACCUUAUCCCUCUGUGCCUCAUCAUCCACACCCAUGCUGAGAUGACAGCAGUACCUCCCUCUUGGAAUGGCUGUGAGGGUUAACUGCGUCAACACAGCUGCCCCAGCAACCUGACCCCAUGGGACGCCGCGAGCAGUCCGCCACCUGCAAGGCUGCUUCCUCCCGCCUCGUUUCCAGCCCGCAACUUCACACCCUGGGCAGGGCUAAAGCAGGCCAACCACAGAGGCGAAGUGACUGGACCCACCACCGACCCUCUUUUGAGGGCACCAGCAGGUGUCAAACAGUAGGAGUGUUUCUUCUCGCACUGGUCCAGCCCCUGCCCAGAUGGAAAUGCUGCCAGGUCCCUGCACCCAGCCCCCAACAUGGUCUCAGAGCAGACACUGUAGCAAGUACGUUUAUUAUAAAAAUAAGUAAAUGUGAAAUAAAUGAGUUGUAUCUUCCGGAUACACAACAAACACUGCAA
Messenger RNA from Camelus dromedarius (Arabian camel), 5378 nucleotides. It is a transcript of the gene FAM193A, whose product is annotated as family with sequence similarity 193 member A. The transcript is spliced from 21 exons. Bases 19 to 4317 code for a protein of 1432 amino acids. The record is from RefSeq and is a predicted model, not a curated record. Lineage: Eukaryota; Metazoa; Chordata; Mammalia; Artiodactyla; Camelidae.